UGAUGUUGAUAAACACUGUAUUUUAAGCUUACUAUCUUUUGUUGACACACGAUCCGUGUCGGGACCACUGUAGACUCUAGUUGUUGUUGCUUAACUCAUCGAAUAUGGAAGCAGGUCUCUCCCCGACAAGAAGCCAGGGAUAUUUUUUGCAAGAUUUCUCAACUUUGGCAUUUGAUUGUUUUCGUGGGUUUCACGAAAAUCGAGAGCUUUGUGAUGUCGUUCUGUGCGUUGAAGAAAGUCGAAUUCCCGCUCAUAGGUUAAUCCUAGCUGCAUCAAGUCCAUAUUUUAGAGCUAUGUUUUCUGGGAAAAUGGCAGAGAGCUCUAAAAAGGAGAUUGUACUUUGUGAUUUAAAUGGAAAGGCACUUGGACAGAUUGUUGAUUUCUUCUACUCUGGCAAGAUUGACAUCGACGAAGAAAAUGUCCAAUCAUUACUUCACACUGCUUGUUUCCUUGCGGUUUCUUCUGUGAAACAAUACUGCUGUGACUUCCUAGAACAAGAAAUUUGUAUUUUAAAYUGUCUAGGUAUUCGGGCCAUUGCCGACACUCUUUCCUGUACAGAGCUCUUUGCAGUUGCAGAUUCGUACGUCGCUGCGAACUUCUCUCAAGUUCUCCUCUGUGAGGAAUUCAUUYUACAGCCUUAUGAGUCCAUUGUYACUUUAGUUGAGCGUGAAUAUCUUGGCAUUUCUGGUGAAACUGAACUCUUGAAUGGCGUAAUCAAGUGGCUUCAUUGGGAUGGCGCCAAGAGGGGAAGAUUUGCUUACAACCUCCUCAAACGUCUUCAGCUGAUGCUAGUUGAAGUGGAACACUUGCAUAGUCUACUAAAUGAYUCAAUUCUAGCUACUAAGCCUGACUGUAUUGAAUUGAUAUUGGAGCAAAUCGAGGCCCUUGGCUCUAAAAGUGUAGUCAGUGCCUAUGAAUUCCCUUUGUUUAUGAAUAGAAAAUAUGGCAAAGCAAAGCAGGUUUUACUGGCAAUUGGUGGUGAGUCAGCAGGGGUUUUUCUGGACAGUGUUGAAUGUCUUGACUUUGACAUCAUGAAAUGGAAUUGGACAAUAUCUGCUGAUGACACAGAUCCAGUAACAUUGCCAGCAUUAUGCCAGCAUCAUAAUUACGCUAGUACUUGUAGUACAGGUAGACAUGUCUAUGUGGUCGGWGGUAGUGCAUCAUGGCAGGCCCUUGAUGUUGUYCAACAAUAUGAUUGGCCAGRUAAUAAAUGGGUGACAAUUUCAUCCUUGAACCAAGGACGUUUUGGAGCUGGUUCUGCAAUAGUUGAWGGACAGCUUCUGGCAGUUGGGGGUUGUGGUAGAAAAGGUUACCUUUCAAGUGUAGAAUCAUAUAACCCCUUGGUAGACAAGUGGACUGUUACUGCCUCUAURAAGUUACGACGCAGUUAUCUUGGUGCAGCAGGAUUGAAUGGAUAUGUAUAUACUGUAGGGGGAUAUGGGGGUGUGACUGGUGAAAACGAUUGCUGGUUAUCWUGUGUUGAGUACUACAUCCCAUCCAGUGAUACAUGGGUACCUGCCUCAUCUAUGCUGCAACCAAGAGCUUACUUUGGACUAGUUGCAGAAAAAGGUUCACUUUAUGCCUUGGGUGGGUACAAUGGUUCAUGGCUGAAAUCUGCAGAAAGGUUUGACCCACGUGAGGGUCAGUGGUACUACAUUGCAUCCAYGAAGACCCCACGUAGCAGUGGAGGUGCUUGCUCCAUCAACAACUGUAUAUAUGUUGCAGGUGGAUUUGAUGGCAUAAAGAACCUGAAUUCUGUAGAAAUGCUUGAUAUCAGGGCUGGAAAGUGGACAAAAAUAAAUCCAAUGAGGAGCGUUCGCUUUGGGAUGUCACUUGUUCCUCUUAGGAUAUGAUAGAUACUUUUAAGUUUUUAUGUUUUUGUGCAAUUUUUCAAAAAUAUGUGAAGUUAUCAUAGAGUGUUGAAAUUUUUUUUCAUUUUUCUGAUUUUUCUGAGAUGAAUUUAAUAUUCCCCUGUCAGGUAUAAGUAACUAUUAGCUACUUUUGAUUUUAGUCUUGUAAAAUAUGCUGCAUCUGCUGCACCCAACUCACUGAAGCCCCUUUGGACAAACACAAUGUAAACAGAAAGCUAACAGGGUCUAAUUUACAUUUUUUAGCCUUUUAUUGAAAUAAAUAUAUGUACAUAUAGCAUGUUAAUGUAUCACUUGUAGAGUGCUUACACUAAUGUCCAAGAAAUUAAAUGUGAAAAAUUAUUACCUAUAAUACUUUAAUAGAACAACAGUCACAUAAUUUCRUCUUGUGGCUUCCUUUUUUUGUUUUCAUCACAUUUUGACGUCAUCUGAGUGUGUAUCUAUUUGAGUACAGAUGCAUGGAAAUAUGGAACCUAUAUUAUUCACUCAAACUAUCACUCAAAUGUAACAGUUAKAACAAUUUCCCUUGUGUUCAGAAGUUAGUGUUAUGAAGACUGUUCUGAAUAAAAACUGCUAGACCAUAACUAUUUUGAUUACUAUUUCAUGGACAUCAAUGAAAUCACUCUAUCACACUGCAUUACUGUGCUUGUUAUUUCUAUGAUUGUAAAUAAAAACUGUACAUAAUAUUUUAUACUUACAAAACUAUUACUAUAUGAUACAUAAAAAUACAUGCRAUUGCUGUAAAUAGGGGUUAAAAUAAAAAUCCAUGAUAUAAUACAACUGUU
Exaiptasia diaphana is the source of this 2653-nucleotide messenger RNA. RefSeq names its product kelch-like protein 3. Lineage: Eukaryota; Metazoa; Cnidaria; Anthozoa; Actiniaria; Aiptasiidae. The record is from RefSeq and is a predicted model, not a curated record. Bases 105 to 1853 code for a protein of 582 amino acids. The transcript is spliced from 2 exons. Gene Ontology annotation, molecular function: protein binding.